ACGCUCCACCGAGGCAGCAAAACUAUCUCGCGGCCCAGGCCCAGACCUUCCCGCGAGCUCUGGCGCCAGUGAGAAGCUUCCAUAGAAAAUAUCUGACACCGAUCCUGCUCGGCUACUCCUCCAAUCCUUCCUUCUCGUACUUUCUAGAACAUUCUGUCUCCUUCCUAUAAAUAGCAGAACACCACCCAUGUCUCCCGCCAAAACACCGACCCACCCACCAGCCUAUUAUACUCAACGCGACGAACUCAUCUCACCACCGCGCCCUCCGCCGGAUGGAGCGGCCAGACGUGACGGUCAAGCAGGAGGAGGAAGACGAAGUGGUAGUGGUGUUGGACGGCGACGGCGAUGCUUGUGGGCACUGGCCGGGAGCCGGCGCGGCGCCGGAGCCUUGGCAGACGCCGGUGGGAUCCGCGGUUCCGCCGUUCCUUGCGAAGACGUUCGAGCUUGUGGAGGACCCGGCGACGGACGCCGUGAUAUCGUGGGGCGCCGCGCGGAACAGCUUCGUGGUGUGGGAUCCACACGCCUUCGCGGCGGGGCACCUUCCGCGCCGCUUCAAGCACGGCAACUUCUCCACCUUCCUCCGGCAGCUCAACACCUACGGAUUCCGCAAGGUGAGCCCGGACAGGUGGGAGUUCGCGCACACCGACUUCCUCGCGGGGCAGCGACACCUCCUCGUGAACAUCCGGCGCCGGCGCGGGGGCGCCGCGGGAUCCACAGCAUCUCCGUCUUCGGCGGGAGCCGGCGGCGACCGUGACAGCGAGCUCGAAACGCUGCGGCGGGACCGGGAGGCGCUGGCGCGGGAGCUGACGCGGCUGCGGCGCGAGCAGGAGGAGGCCCGCGCGCAGCUGCUGGACAUGGAGCGGCGCGUGCGGGGCACGGAGCGGCGGCAGGAGCAGUGCACCGCCUUCCUGGCGCGCGCCAUCCGGAACCCGGCCUUCUUGGACGGCCUGCUGGCGCGCCGCUGUGGCGCGCACGUAGAGGCCGGCAGGAAGCGGCGGCUGCUCGAUGCCGCUGCGGCCGGCCCUGACCCAGCGGACGUCCUCGACAUCGAGGAGCUGGCGAUGGCUGCGGGCGCCGAGGUCGGUGUGGCUUCCAUCCCAGCCGUUGCAGCGGCGCAGAUUUCCAACACAGCCAACGCCACGGACAUGAUAUGGUACGAGCUUCUCGGGGAGGAGCAGGUGGAGAUCGACGCCGAGGUGCACGACCUCGUCGCGGCCGCCGCGGCUGCCACUGAUGAGUUGGCGCAGCCGUGGGCGGAGAUGGACGAGAAAGAGGUUGCGGAGCUUGUGCGGCAGAUAGACUGCCUUGCCUCGCCGAGUCCCUGAUCAGUGAUCACCACGAGGUGGAGACCGUGCAGCUAGCUCCACUAUUAGCCAUGCAUUGCCUGUGUCACUGGCAAUGCCAUUGGCAUAUGACGGCUGCUGAAGUACAAUGGUGGCGCUGGUACUGUGGUACGGUACUGCAGUGCGCCACGCUCUGGAUUGGACCCUAAUGGUCAUUUGGUGUGUAGUGUCGUUAGCCUUGCUGUUUGAUUGUGGUUAUUGGAUUAUUAGGUCUGCGAUAUGCUAAUUUGGAUUCUGCGUCUGUUUUGUGGGAUCCGACGGUGGCGGUAUGCUGCACACAAACCGGCCGUGGUGAUGGAUGCAGCAGCCUGAUCCAGUGAGUUGAUGUAUUCUUAAGAAUUUGACCAAAGAGCAACUCUAACCAAGCCUUAAUUUUUUGC
Zea mays is the source of this 1723-nucleotide messenger RNA. RefSeq names its product heat shock factor protein HSF30. Gene Ontology annotation, biological process: cellular response to heat; regulation of transcription by RNA polymerase II. Gene Ontology annotation, molecular function: DNA-binding transcription factor activity; RNA polymerase II cis-regulatory region sequence-specific DNA binding. The record is from RefSeq and is a predicted model, not a curated record. Bases 273 to 1325 code for a protein of 350 amino acids. Lineage: Eukaryota; Viridiplantae; Streptophyta; Magnoliopsida; Poales; Poaceae. Gene Ontology annotation, cellular component: nucleus. The transcript is spliced from 2 exons.